Messenger RNA from Bombus pascuorum, 8602 nucleotides. RefSeq names its product ephrin type-B receptor 1-B (gene Eph). The record is from RefSeq and is a predicted model, not a curated record. The transcript has 16 exons. Bases 805 to 4065 code for a protein of 1086 amino acids. Gene Ontology annotation, biological process: axon guidance; cell surface receptor protein tyrosine kinase signaling pathway; protein phosphorylation. Gene Ontology annotation, cellular component: plasma membrane; neuron projection. NCBI's taxonomy places the organism in Eukaryota, Metazoa, Arthropoda, Insecta, Hymenoptera, Apidae. Gene Ontology annotation, molecular function: transmembrane-ephrin receptor activity; protein binding; ATP binding.
AGACGAAAACCAGGAGAAGAAAAAUACAAAAAAGGGACAGAGAGGCGGAGGAAAGAGGAAAUGCGACGAAUCUCGGCUCGUCGUUAAGGGAAGCUGCCUUUUAUAAGUGAGAGGAAAGGGGGGCGGGGGGGAAAUCGAACGGGAUAUCUGCGGCAGUCGUGCAAGAGCUGCUGCACCUGACUACUUUCGGUAGGAUCGCGAGUGGUAAAUGCGGCCAAGUCCACGUCCGUCGUGUGUUUCGUGCAACCGAGGGCCUACUAAUCGCGAAAAACCCCAGAUCUACAACGAGCUUUCAACGAGCGGCCUAAUCGCUGUUAAUGGCAUAGAAGGUAUUCGGUGGCGAUCGUUUCUUUUUUCAAGAGAGAAGGAGGAAGAAAGUCGACUGGCGAGUACAGCGAGCGACAGUAACUCGUGGACGGACAAUAACGAAGAGGAGGGUGAAGAGGAAGAAGGGGUGGUGCGCGCUUUAUUCGAGAAGCGAAGCUACUUUUCGGAAGGGUAAGAAACGCCGGUGGGCUGCACGGCACAUCUGGAAGGGUUGCACGACCUGGAGCAGGAGCAAGAGGAAGAGGAGGCAGGAGGAGGAGGAGGAGGUGGAAGAGAAGGAGGAGGUGGUUGUAGCGUUGAAGCUGGAGGAGUCGGGAGGCUACGAGGGUGGUUGCACGUCGUCGUCGCGUGACGUGCGGAAAGAGCAGACGAAGCGUGGAGGAGGCAUGAGGAGGAGAGAGUGACGACGCUGCCGGUGCUGCAGCCUCGCACAGAUCGUGAGAGGACCGGCGGCCCCACGGUGGGGCUACGAUAAGAAUGGCCCCCUUCAAUAUGGCGGGCGUUGCAGGCCUUCUAGCCACCUGCGCCGCCGCUGCUGUUUCCGCUGCCCACCUUCUGCCGUUGCUGCUGUUGCUGUUCUGCCCGCGAGGGACCCACACGGAACAAGUUGUUCUCUUGGACACGACACAAGAGGAGAAGCUCGAGUGGACAAAGUAUCCGUUCGGCGCGGAAGCUAACACCCCAGGGUGGGUGGAAGAGUCGUUCACCAACUUCGACAAGGGCAUCAAUUGGCGGAGUUACGUCGUCUGCGACGUAGCGUACAACAACGUGAACAAUUGGCUAUGGACGCCGUUCAUCGAGAGGGGACCGGCGAACCGCAUGUACAUAGAAAUACAAUUCACGACUCGUGACUGCUCGUUGUUCCCCGGAAACGCGCUCAGUUGCAAAGAAACUUUCAGUCUACUUUACUACGAGUUCGACGUGGCUACCAAGGAACCGCCACCGUGGGAAACGGAUAGUUACAAGUUGAUCGGACGCAUCGCUGCUGGCGAGGGAAGGUUCAACACUAACACCGGGGUGGUGAUAAACACGGAGGUCAAAUCCAUUCCAGUGACGAAGAAGGGCGUGUACUUUGCGUUCCGCGACCAGGGAGCUUGCAUCUCCAUCUUGGCCAUUAAAGUUUACUACAUCAGCUGCCCGGAGAUCUCUGUGAACUUUGCACACUUCCCGGCAACGCCAACGGGUCGCGAAGUCGCGUUGAUCGAACAAACGAUCGGCACUUGCGUGGACAACGCGGUGGUCAUCGAACAGCCAACCUUCCUCUGCAAAGGAGAUGGCAAAUGGUACCUGCCUAACGGUGGAUGUCACUGCAAACCUGGCUAUCAGGCUGACGUCGAGAAGCAAGCGUGCACCGAGUGCGCGAUCGGUAAAUUCAAACACGAAGCUGGGUCGCACAGUUGCGAAGCUUGUCCGGCUCACAGCAAAUCCUCCGAUUACGGAUUCACCGAAUGUCGAUGCAACGCCGGUUAUUUCAGGGCCGAGAAAGAUCCGAAGAAAAUGCCUUGUACACAACCACCGUCGGCGCCACAAAAUUUGACGGUGAACUUCGUUGACCAGUCUACUGUGAUUCUGUCGUGGAAUGCGCCGCACAUGCUGGGCGGCAGAACAGAUACGACUUACAGGGUGGUCUGCGAUGCCUGUAGUAUGGGCGUCAAAUACAUUCCCAACACCGAAGUUUUCAACGACACGAAGAUCACGAUAACGGGUCUAAACGCGGUGACCACGUAUCGAUUCCAAGUAUUUGCCGAGAACGGUGUAUCGGCGUUGGCUGGAAAAUCCGAGUACGUGGACAUCACCGUCACCACAGAAGCUAGCGUACCUAGUUUGGUGAGCAACGUCAGGAUUACCAGCGUGAAGAGUUCGGAACUGAGCAUUAGUUGGGACGCUCCGGUAACCGAGGUCGGCGGAGACAGCGAUCUGGUCGAAAGAUACGAAGUGAGGUGUUAUCCGCGAUACGACGAUGCUACCAACGCUACGGUUAUACAAACUUCCGAGUUAUCCGCGACGUUCAAAGGCCUAAAACCAUCGACGGACUACGCGAUACAAGUACGAGCGAAGACAACGCGAGGCUGGGGCGAAUAUACGCCCAUAGUUUAUAAAAAGACGCCUCACGCUAUGGGACUAGACUACGUCGGAGAAGAUGACAAUAUGCAAGUAAGGAUCAUAGCAGGAGCUAUCGUUGCUGUGGUAGUCCUUCUGGUGAUCAUCAUUAUCAUGACCGUUCUGAUUUUGAGAAGCAGGGCCUCGGACGAAUGCAACAAGAAACAGCCCAGUGACUGCGAUACCCUGGAGUAUAGAAACGGCGAAGGACUAGUUGUGACCUACAUGCACUGCAAAAUGGACAGUUCACCGAUUGUGACAACCCACACCAACAACAAGAGCAAGUCCUCGCUGACCACGCCGCUGUUCACACCUGCAGUGGGAGUUGCUGCCGCGAGUGCAGGAGGUGCUGGUGGCGGAGGUGCAAGGAGUUACGUCGACCCUCAUACCUACGAAGAUCCGAAUCAAGCUGUGAGAGAAUUCGCCCGAGAAAUCGACGCAGGAUACAUCACGAUAGAAGCUAUCAUAGGUGGUGGAGAAUUUGGCGACGUUUGUCGAGGAAAAUUAAAACUACCGCCAGACGGUCGAACGGAGAUCGACGUCGCGAUCAAGACUUUGAAACCAGGCUCCGCGGACAAAGCUCGCAACGACUUCCUCACUGAAGCCUCCAUCAUGGGUCAGUUCGAGCAUCCGAACGUGAUAUUCCUGCAAGGCGUCGUAACCAAGAGCAAUCCAGUGAUGAUCAUCACGGAGUUCAUGGAGAACGGUAGCCUGGACACUUUCCUGCGUGCGAACGACGGCAAGUUCCAGGUGCUGCAGCUUGUAGGCAUGCUUCGCGGUAUCGCGAGCGGCAUGCAGUAUCUUGCUGAAAUGAACUACGUACAUCGAGAUCUCGCGGCGAGGAACGUGCUCGUGAAUGCUGCCCUCGUCUGCAAGAUCGCCGAUUUCGGGCUUAGCCGGGAGAUCGAAAGCGCCACGGAAGGAGCGUACACGACCAGGACUGUUUACUCCGGCAAAAAGGGUGGAAAGAUCCCGGUACGAUGGACAGCUCCGGAAGCGAUAGCGUUCCGAAAGUUCACCAGCGCUUCCGACGUAUGGAGCAUGGGCAUCGUUUGUUGGGAGGUGAUGUCCUACGGCGAAAGACCGUAUUGGAACUGGUCUAAUCAGGAUGUGAUAAAGUCGAUCGAGAAAGGAUACAGGCUUCCAGCACCGAUGGAUUGUCCGGAAGCGAUCUAUCAGCUGAUGCUCGAUUGUUGGCAGAAGGAACGAACCCAUCGUCCUACCUUUGCCAAUCUCACUCAAACCUUGGACAAAUUGAUACGAAGCCCGGACACGCUGCGGAAAAUCGCCCAGAACAGAAUCAGGGAAAGGGGUGCUCCACCCCCACCCCCACCCGCCUCGUCGACAUCCUCCAACGUGCAUUUGAGGAAAAGGGGCACCAAUCCACUGGCGCCGGACGCGGUGGACUUGACGCAGCUGACCUCGGUCAGCGAGUGGCUGGCUUCCAUCAAGAUGUCACGGUACGCGGAGAGUUUCGAAAGAUCCGGAGUGACCACCUUGGAGGCGGCCGCGCGUGUUACCGUACAAGAGCUGACGGCGCUCGGGGUGACGUUGGUGGGACACCAGAAGAAGAUAAUGAACAGCGUGACAGCGCUCAGAGCACAGAUGUCGGCCACUUCGCAAGGUUUUCUCGUUUAAUGGCGUCGACGUUGCGACCGACGCAGGAUUCGAUUCCAUGUACCAUCGACGAAACGCAUCGUUCGUUCGAGAAGCUUUCGCGUCGAUCACCCUCUGAACGGAAUUGUACGAAGGCACGACGGUCCGGAGCAUCGUCAUCCUAGUCAGGGCGAUAGACGUUUUUCUUCGAAGAGAAGCUUCGUUCGCGAACGCAAGACCACGAGCGACAGGAGAAGCCAAGCGAAAAGCGAAAAGACGCCGAAAGAGGCGAGGUGUCCGUCGCCAGUUUGGGAGAAUCGGCGAGGAACCGCGUAUCGCAGACAUUCCAACGGAGAAAAAGCGCCGGAGAUCCGUUCGAGUUGCCGCCUGCCACGUCGGAUGGAAGACGAGGAAAUUCGCUGCUGCGACGACGACUCAUCGAACGUAGUAGCUUAACGAAACUAGCGCGAAUCUUCUUCGACUAAAACGAACCACGUACGACACAUUUUUUACGAGACGAUCGUUACGGGAUCAACGCGCGACAAACGCGUAUCGCGACUCCGCGAACGAGCGAGUCCGCCAUCGACUUUGUCUUUCUCUUCCUAGGAAAUUUUUCUCGCGCGCUGCCCAACUCGUGGAUCGUGGCGUCGCGUCGAAAGCAACCGAACUGCCACUGCACGAUCACUGCCGUAUGAAAUUUAGAGAACGUCGUGCGACGAGCCGACGGCGUCGAUCCUACCCAGAGGCCGAACUUUUCCAACCUGCUCACCGUCGAGACUGUCCAGCGCGCCGAAUCGUUGCUCACGCGUACGCGCAAGAACCGUCUUGCCAGACUUUCUUCGUUUCUCGGUCCGAACGCUCUUCGCUGUCAACGAAAAGUCGCUCUCUCGUUUCACAGCGAGUUCCUAACGUACGUGGCGCGAAUCGAACGGUGAACAGGUCCUGCAACGAUUCGCACGAUGCGUGCCGUCGAAUGUCUCUACGGUACAGACCAAUAGCGCGAACAUGAAAUAGACGGCCUAAAGUAUCAACGAGCCCCGCACAGCUUUUGCCCCUCGUUUCGUUCCUCCGUGCGAAAGUUUUCGAACAACGAUCGGUCGUACGAAACCGAAACGAAGAUUCCACAGGUCUAACGAUACUUUUUAAGAUAGCCAUUUACAGGAGGGAGAAAUCGAGCAGGGUAACGCGUCCUCGCUGCGAGUCUAGCGCCGCGUUUUACGUCCCGUGCAGCGAAUAUUUUCUAGCUCUUAUCGACAAAGCUCGAUCGAUGUACAAACGCACGGGCGCAUCUUAGGCGCGGCUCACGCGACGCAUGUAGAUAUACGAAUACGAAAAGCGUUGGCCAUUCCGCUCCGCUUUUGCGAAACGAUCGAAGGAGCGACGGACAAUCGCGCGAGACUGAAAUUCGUCUAGACGUUGAAUAACGCGACGACGAAGCUCGAAGAAAGGAGGAUUCUUGCCUUCGCGUUACCUAUAUGAUAAGUAUAUCGUUUAUACGCGAUUUGUAUAGGUACCUGUCGAUCAAAGGGAAGCAGGGAACGAGUAACGAAGCAGGAACCAUGUGCCAAUAACGCGAAAACAGCGAGAGCGAGAGAGCGAGAGCGAGAGAGCGAGAGCGAGAGAGAAUGAAAGUGUGCGUGAGAGAGAGAGAGAGAGUGUGUGCGUGAACGAGGGAAAAUGUUUUGCGCGAAAGGGAAAGAAAAGGCGCACGUUAUCGCGCGUAAUCGUCGAUUGCGAGGAAAAAUGGUCCCCAUAUAUAUAUAUACACUUAUUGAAAGAGAAAUAGAUUAUACGGUGCGUAAUGCGGGACAGAUUUGUUGGGAACGAUCGUGGGAGCGUGCAACGAGUAGCAGAGAAAGAAAAGAAACGGCGAAACGUGUCCCUCGACACCGUGAACAUAUCAAGGAGUUUAAACGAAAGAUUAAAAAGGACGACGAAAACGCGAGAAGGAACGUGGCGGGUAAAAAUUUUUUCGAAGCAACGACGAGCGAAAGACGUUGGGCGCGAGAUCGACGCGGAGAAGUUUUCGCGACGACACCGACGCGAAAACGGACGCGCACGGUGAACCGCCUUCGAGUAGCGGAUUUACCUUUGUACGAGCGGUUUCGAAUCGUUUCGCAUCGCAGACGCAACGCGUCCGUGCCGCAGCGUGCACGCGUAGCGACAAUAUCCAACGACGAUGGAUGGUCUGUAUCUUGUUGGAUGCACGUUCGCCGAUCGUAAAGACUGCUUGCCAGACGGACGACGAUCUGGCAGACGCCCGUUGAAACCGGCGAACGCUUGCGAGCAAGUCGGCCGAGCCACGGGAAAUUUCUAUUCUUAAUUUAACGAAUUACUCUAGAGAUAUAGUUGGGAAAAGGGAGCCGAUGGACGCCACGAUGAACGACAUUGCUGGCGUACGAACGAACGCGACGUAGCGAAGAAAACGUGGAAUAACUUGGUUCGUUGGUUUGGUGGAUCCAUCGGUGCGCGUCGCGCGCCUCUCCGUCAGGAGAUUCUUACGCGAGAUCGUUCCGUUUGCACUGGAAAAGCGCGAAGGGGGAUGCCGGAGGGUCCGGUCGAAGGGCGGAAGGUCGCGUGGCGAAACGCGCACCCUCCGUUAGCGGAGAAAGAGAACGAGAAGCUACCGAGAAUGGCGACGAUUAAGAAGCAAUAAGCGAAUACACGCAAAUGCAGAUUUUUAUAUAGAGAAUGUUAAAAAAUUUCAGAAAAUAUUAAUUAUCGAUAGCGCUAUCUUCCUAAAUGUUCGUAUUAAAAGUUAAAGGAGAAGUAAGGUAAAGCGUGAGACUUUAACGACAAAGUCGGAUGGAGGAGUCCCAACCGAAUCGCGCGAUAUCGCGACGGAUAGACGGAGAAGAAAAAACGACGCGCAACGAUACGAUGCAACGCGCGGCGUGGCGUUGAAACGAAUUUUUAGAAAUACCAUCGAACGAGAAGGAGAUUUCGGCCGGGACUCCGCCAGAGGGGAAAAAAAGAGAGAAAGAAGAUUUUAAAAACUUUCAGCUGUAACUAUUUGUGUCUAGCGACGAACCUGCGAGUGCGACCUGAAGUUUUGAGAAUGUCGAUAGUUUCAGUGAAUUAAUAUUUAGAUUUCAUAGAUCUCUGUCGAUAUUACACGAUCGUAGGCACGAAACGAGCAGAAGAUAAUUAGUUAGAGCGUAAAAGAUAUCUUAUUAGAGACCUUUUCCAUUUCACUUGAGUCUUUCGCGUUCGAACCUGCCUACAUACAGCUGUCUCUGUUUCUCGAGUCUUUUCGAUCGCAUUUCCUCUUCUUCUUCUUCUUCUUCUACUUCUACUUCUACUUCUCCGAGAACCACGUCAUUUACGUACUUUGAUUCUCUGUAUUUUCCACUCUCCGAUUCUAAUACGCAGGGCGCUUCUUAUUUUGUAAGAGACGAGAAUCCAAGGUGCGAAAACGUCGAGAGAAGGAAAAGCGAUAGGAAAAAUAAUUGCGUAAUCCGAAUCAAAAUUUACUUCGAUUCGCGCGAACGACGCUUCAAUCGCGUUUCCUCUCCUAUCGUUUUCCUUUGUAUUCGCCUUCUUUCCUUUAUUUUUUUAGUUACGAUUGUAUCGAUAUUUUUUUUUUUUUUUUUUUUUUUUUUUUUUUUUUUUUUCUUUCAAGUAAUCGUUACUCUUUCUAACGAGGAAACGCAGCGACGACGAGCAAACGAACGAGAUAAUCGUUGAACACAUCCUCCUCGGACGCUCCUUUACUUAAAUACUUUUACUCGAUUAACACUUGUGUACUACUAUUUAUUAAAAACAAAGAAAGCCUUAUUUAUUGUUUAGAGAUCAGACUAAAUUAAAAAAGAAAAAAAAAAGAAGGACGUUCUAACCGUGCUAGGUUAUCUAUUUACCUUUACUAGAAUCGUACGAAAGGGGACGAAAGAAAGAGAUAAGAGAAGAAAAGAAAAUCAUUAUUUCUUUACUUCGCUGUUUUCGAAAAACCCUGACCGCCGUAUAAAAAGAGACGAAAGGAUAAAAGAAAAAAAGAAAGCGAAAUACAGCAUCCAUCGUAGAUACGAUCGUCGAGUCUCUAAGCAGUUAUGUUAUCGAUUAGUUAAGCGUUUCUUAAGCGAUCUACGUGCACGUUGUUCGAUUCUCUGUUCAAUUUGUUUCCCUCCUUUUUUUUCUUUUUUCUUUUGCCUUUUUAACAGUCUGUUUAACAGCGAACUUUGUCAAAGUACCUGCUUCGGAAACGAAAAGCAAACAAAAAAAAAAAAAAAGAUAAAAUAAAGAAAGAAGAAAACAUAUAUUAAAUUCGCGAGAAGACAAAGCACACAGGUACCGUCCCGUAUAUAUUAUAAAUAGCUCAUCUACUAUCAUGUACACGCAUCAUAAUUUAUGUAUACUCAUCGAACUGAGUUUUUACGAUAAUUGGUUCAGCGAAUCACCAUCGUGUGUCCUCGAUUCAUUGUAUAAAACAGAAGAAGCGACAAAGCGCGACAGAUGCAAUAAGAGAGUUAAUGUCGACAAAUUUUGGAACGUGUCUAAAAACAUUUUUCCUAUGGUGUUGUCAAGACGAUGUUGAAUGUAAAUAAGAUAUAAUAAAUAAUAUACCUUAUACGAUGUAAAACAA